This is a messenger RNA of Serpula lacrymans var. lacrymans S7.9, 1443 nucleotides long. RefSeq lists its product as uncharacterized. Gene Ontology annotation, cellular component: mitochondrion. The transcript is spliced from 12 exons. Gene Ontology annotation, biological process: glycerophospholipid biosynthetic process. The record is from RefSeq and is a predicted model, not a curated record. NCBI's taxonomy places the organism in Eukaryota, Fungi, Basidiomycota, Agaricomycetes, Boletales, Serpulaceae. The coding region runs from base 178 to 1338 and encodes 386 amino acids.
GCGCAGUCUGAGAUUAGUACACUCACAGAAGAAAAAAAAUCUACACUUGCAACGGAAAGCUUGUUUCUAUUACUAGAGCGGCGGAUUUUGCCUGCUCGUCCUUUUGGCAACAAUUGGUUUCACUUCCAAUCAAGUGUUUUUACGAACAGAAACGUGAAACGGCACUCUGCUGAAUCUAUGGCCCGGGCAAGCACACUGAAACUAGCAUUCCAUGUCUAUCGUACUGGUCAAAUAGGCCUCAAGUCAACCACAAACACUGGAUUUACCCAGUGCUCACGUCGAUACAUCCAGACUCACUCACAGCGGCCCAAUAACUUGCCCUUGGCGUUUGCUUUUGACAUCGAUGGUGUUCUCAUACGAGGCGAAGAAGCCUUGCCAGCCGCGAAAAAGGCAUUCUCAGUCUUGCAUGGAGACAAUCCAUUGGGAGUUGAGAUACCAUUUAUCCUAUUAACGAAUGGCGGUGGUGUUAGUGAAGAAACCCGCUGUCAGAAACUCAGUGCACAGCUUGGAUUUCAGAUAAAACCAGAACAAUACAUUCAAGCCCAUACAGUCCUCAAGAAUAUCGUCAGUAAAUACGUCAACCAACCAGUGUUGGUAUUGGGUGGCAAAAACGACGCAGUGCGUAAAGUAGCUGAAGGGUACGGUUUCAAGCAGGUUUACAACACUCUUGACGUUCUCGCCUGGAAACCGUCGGCCUGGCCUUUUCAUGACCUGACUCCGGAAGAACGCGCAUCGGCCAAGGAAGUAGAUUUCGCUCAGGUUCCGAUCGCUGCCGUUUUUGUCUUUCACGACCCUCGCGACUGGGCGCUUGAUAUUCAGAUUAUCUGUGACGUGAUUCAAUCAGGAGGCAUCAUUGGUGGUCCCCAUGUUCCUUAUCUCAGGCGAAAGCCAAUUGACCUGGUAUUCUGCAAUCCUGAUUUGGUGUGGCGUUCUGAUUUCGAGAGACCGAGGCUGGGUCAAGGGGCUUUUAAAGAUGCCUUCCAGGCCGUUUUCAAGUCGUUGACAGGAUCGACAUAUCCUCACGUUCAAUUCGGAAAGCCCACCGAGGCCACAUACGCAUUCGCAGAGAACGUGCUUCAAGAUCAAUCACAGAAGCUGUGGGGGCAUAGGCAGUUUCCGUCGGUAUACAUGAUUGGAGAUAAUCCAGAAUCCGACAUAGCAGGGGCCAACGCCGCUCGGUGGAAAUCCAUUCUGGUUCAUACAGGGGUGUACGAUCCACAGAUGGGCCCCCCUAGCCAUAAACCGACUUACGAAGCUUCGGACGUGGCAGAAGCUGUUAAUAUGGCCCUCGAUCAAGAGCUGGGGACAGGCAGGAAGCCAGAUGCUUGGACUGGUUAGCGUCCUACCUACAGACGUACGAAGCGCAUCGGUAGAUAGAAUUGAGCGAGGCUCUAGACGUAUUAACUGGGGAGGCGUGUGCAUCGUGUCUCAAUUUUGCCAUGC